UUGGCCGCUUCAACCAGCUCCUUUACUCUGAUUACAGCCGCUUGAAGGGUCGAGCGACAGCGGCAGGGGAACACGGAGGACUUUGGUAUCUGAAAGCACACUGUGGGAAGGAUGGCUGCCAUCAGAAAGAAGUUGGUGAUAGUUGGGGAUGGUGCCUGUGGAAAGACAUGUCUGCUCAUCGUCUUCAGUAAGGACCAGUUCCCAGAGGUCUACGUCCCCACUGUGUUUGAGAACUACAUCGCAGACAUUGAAGUUGACGGCAAACAGGUGGAGUUAGCGUUGUGGGAUACAGCAGGUCAAGAAGAUUAUGACAGACUAAGGCCUCUCUCCUACCCUGACACCGACGUCAUCCUCAUGUGUUUCUCCAUAGACAGCCCCGACAGUUUAGAGAACAUUCCUGAGAAAUGGACGCCAGAAGUGAAACACUUUUGCCCCAACGUCCCCAUCAUUCUCGUGGGUAACAAGAAGGACCUUAGAAAUGAUGAACACACACGCAGAGAGCUGGCCAAGAUGAAACAGGAGCCGGUUAAGUCCGAAGAGGGCAGAGACAUGGCCAACCGCAUAAGUGCCUUUGGCUACCUGGAAUGCUCGGCCAAGACCAAGGACGGCGUGCGGGAGGUGUUCGAGAUGGCCACCAGAGCAGCGCUGCAGGUCCGCAAACGCAAGAAGAGGGGUGGUUGCCAGCUACUGUGAGGGGGCGGAGUUUGUUUGCCAAUUAGCAACCAAGGGAGGACUCCCCAUAUAAACACAGAGCAAACUUAGUGAAUCAAUGGCUUCCGAGGACUUUACUUACUUCACCGAUGCAGAUAUGCCACAGGAGAAUAUGACAGACUGACACACCUGUUUAAAAGCAAAACAGCUUCUUUCUUCUUUUUUAAAAUAAAAAAAACUCUUAUUCCUUCUGCUACUCACUCUUUAGUUUCUGUUAGGUUUUUCCCUGUACCUGCACACCAGCCUUUAUGUGUGAAGGACCUAUCCCUUCCUUCUAUAUGAAUGAAUGUAUGUAUGUUUGUGUGUGUGUGUGUAUAUAUAUAUAUAUAUAUAUGUGCACAUACUUUACAAAUAUAUCAUGCCUCUGCCUCUUUGUUAUGAUUGUUUACAGAGAAAAAGUUUUGUAGCACACGUCUUGCUCUCAGCUCACACACUCGUUUAAAAGUUUUUUUCUAGUUUUGCUCUGAUAGUUUGGAACAUUGUUUUUUGUUGUUUUUUUUACCCGCAUGUACUACUCAGUCUCCUUCAGUCAUGAUUCAUCUACUCUUUGCACCACUAUUAAAUGUAGUUAAACCCUAAAAAGUUUUAGUUCACCAAGUGCUGAGUUGGAAGAGAUUUUUCCCCAAAUGUUUUUUUCUGACAUAAAGAACUACAUUUUGACCCAGUUCACUCUGCAUUAAUCCCCCGAAGCCUUCUUACACUGAUUCAGCAUAUACAGCUUUUUAGUUGAUAGGUUUGGGAUGCACCUUGCUCCAUCUCCCUCAUGGUGAUAGCUUAAACUGGCACUGGAGACAGUGGUCCAUUGUCACGCUUAUACUGACAGAUUUGCAUCUAAAAAGACGUCACCAUUGCCUCCCCUCAAACAAGGCUCCUGUCUGUACUCUGCAUGGCUGGUUCAGAUCCAGUAUACAUCACUGUACUCUUGGUUUUCUGUGGAAAAGUGCACAGUGUAACACAGUCUACAGCCAUGUUCAUUUUCAGGGAAAAAUAACCCCGACGUCCAACUGACAUAUUGAUGACUGCUCGGUUAUCAUGAAAAGGUUGUAAGCUUCUCUAAGUUGAAAUGGGGGCUUUAACAGUGGAGAAUAGGUCUUCAUUUAACACUAAAGGGACACUCUUUGAAAACCUUCGGUUUCUAGUGGCCGGUCAAAGGUUUGAUCAGAAGGUGCUCCUCCAAGAUAAAUUACAUUUUGCCAACAUGUACCCAGAGGAUGUGUUUUUUUUUUUACCUGAAACGUCUGCUGUUGUAUUUGGACUCUAAACUGUAACAGCAACUUUAAACACUACAUUUACACACAUGCCCCAAAUGAUUAUAUUAAUAGAGAACUUGAACAAGAAAAUUCCAACUGGAGAGCCAGUUGUCUUAGUGACCAAAACCACAACUUACUCCACUUGUCCUAUCUCGUUAAACUUCUUCCAUGAUUCUGUCAGGCCCCCGAUUGAGUCAGCGUGUGCUUCUGUCAUGCAUGUCAUAAAACAAAACUAUCUGUCUCACAGUAUUGGAGUGCAUUGAAUGGUCCCUGCAUUGAUCUUACCAACAUCAUAAGCGACAUAUGUGGUGAUCUUUCUUUUAUCUGGUACAUUCAGAUACAUUGAAUGUUCCUGGCUUGGGCUAAUUCCUGGACAGUGCCUCUUCGUAAUGUUGAAACGUGGUAGAAUGAAAAUAUGAAUUGUGGUGGCGCUUUACAAACAGGAGAGGGGUGUGUGUUGAAUGUCUGAAUGAGACAACAUGUUAAUAAAGUAUUUUUCAAAUACUG
Messenger RNA from Labrus bergylta (ballan wrasse), 2468 nucleotides. RefSeq names its product rho-related GTP-binding protein RhoA-D. The record is from RefSeq and is a predicted model, not a curated record. NCBI's taxonomy places the organism in Eukaryota, Metazoa, Chordata, Actinopteri, Labriformes, Labridae. Gene Ontology annotation, molecular function: protein kinase binding; GTP binding; GTPase activity. Gene Ontology annotation, biological process: Rho protein signal transduction; stress fiber assembly. Gene Ontology annotation, cellular component: cleavage furrow; cytosol; dendritic spine.